Messenger RNA from Balaenoptera acutorostrata (minke whale), 1920 nucleotides. It is a transcript of the gene VWA2, whose product is annotated as von Willebrand factor A domain containing 2. NCBI's taxonomy places the organism in Eukaryota, Metazoa, Chordata, Mammalia, Artiodactyla, Balaenopteridae. The record is from RefSeq and is a predicted model, not a curated record. Gene Ontology annotation, cellular component: basement membrane. Gene Ontology annotation, molecular function: calcium ion binding. Gene Ontology annotation, biological process: calcium-independent cell-matrix adhesion.
AUGCCCUCUUUCCUGUUGCUGGAAGCCAUCUGCAUUUUCCUGUUUGCCAAAGUGCCCCCAUCCCUCCCUCUUCAGGAAGUCCACGUGAGCAAGGAGACCCCUGGGAAGAUUUCAGUCGCCAGCAAAAUGAUGUGGCGCUUGGCUACGGCAGACGUCCUGUUUAUGUCCUGUUUCUGAUCGACGGCUCACAGCAUUGGGAAAGGGAGCUUUGAAAGGUCCAAGCACUUUGCCAUCACGGUCUGUAAUGCUCUGGACAUCAACCCCAGGAGGGUCAGGGUGGGAGCGGCCCAGUUCAGUUCCGCCCCUCGUCUGGAAUUCCCCAUGAAUGCAUUUUCAACCCAACAGGAAGUGAAGGUAAGAAUCAAGAGGAUGGUUUUCAACUGGAAGAGAGUGUUCUUAACCCACCCUGCCACCUGCUACAGGACCACCCGCCCAGGCAUCUAUCUCUCUGAUAGGCCCCGUGACUCGCAGCCCUGCCAGAAUGGGGGCACGUGUGUUCCAGAAGGACUGGACAGGUACCACUGCCUCUGCCCGCCGGCCUUUGGAGGGGAGGCUGACUGCGCCCCGAAGCUGAGCCUGGAGUGCAGAGCCGACGUGCUCUUCCCGCUGGCCGGCUCGGCGGCUGCCACCCCGGAGGGCUUCCUGCGGGCCAAGGCCUCCGUGAAGCGGUUCGUGCCGGCGGCGCUGAGCGAGGACUCCCGGGCGCGCAUGGGCGUGGCCCGCUACGGCGCCGAGCUGGCCGUGGCCGUGCCCGUGGGCGAGUACCGGGACGCGGACCUGGUCAGGAGCCUCGACGACCUGCCCUUCGGUGGCGGCGGCACCCUGACAGGCCGGGCCCUGCGGUAGGCGGCAGAGCGUGGCUUUGGAACGGGCCUGGACUGGCCCCGCAGGGCCGUGGUCCUGAUGACCGAGGUGCGCUCUCAGGACCAGGUGGCCUGCCUGGCGCGUUUCGCCAGGGCCCGGGAGCUGCUCCUGCAGGGCGUGGGCAGCGAGGCCGUGCGGGCGGAGCUGGAGGAGGUCACGGGCAGCCCGGAGCGCGUCAUGAUCUACGCCGGCCCGCAGGACCUGUUCGGCCAAAUCCUGAAGCUGCGGGGAAAGCGGUGCAGCCAGCAGUGCCCAGGCUGCCAGGCCCAGUCGCUGGACCUGGUCUUCAUGUUGGACGCCUCGGCCUCUGUGGGGCCCGAGGACUUCGCCCAGAUGCAGAGCUUCGUGAGAAGCUGUGCCCUCCGGUUUGACGUGAGCCCUGACGUGACACAGAUGGGCCUGGUGGUGUAUGGCGGCCGGGUCCAGACAGCCUUUGGGCUGGACCCCCGCACUGCAGCACUGCGGGCCAGGAGCCAGGCCCCCUACCUGGGUGGGGUGGGCUCAGCAGGCAUGACCUUGCUGCACAUCUAUGACAAGGUGAUGACGGUCCGGAGGGGCGCGUGGCCUGGUGUCCCCAAGGCUGCAGUGGUGGUCACGUGUGGGAGGGCAGAGGACGUGGCCGUCCCUGCCCAGAAGCUGAGGGACAGCAGCGUCUCUGUCUUGGUGAUGGGCAUGGGGCCCGUGCUGAGGGAGGCACUGUGGGGGGUCACAGGUCCCUGGGACUCCUUGGUCCACUUGGCAGCCUACGCAGACCUGAGGCACCACCAGGACAUGUUCAUCGAGUGGAUAUGCAGAGAAGCCAAGCGGCCGGUUAACCUCUGCACACCCAGCCCGUGCAUGAGCGAGGGCACCUGCGUCCUGCACAACGGGAGCUACCGCUGCGAGUGCCGGGAUGGCCGGGAGGGCCCGCACUGUGAGAGCCCCCUGUCCGGAACCCUCCUGCCCACUCUCCUGACCCAGGGCGAAGAGAGGGCCCAGCUGCAGACACUGCUGCCUAGGGACGUGGUAGCAGCUGAUUUCCCCCUAACGACGAUGUUGAAAACUCUUCAGGUGUAA